Messenger RNA from Echinostoma caproni, 504 nucleotides. NCBI's taxonomy places the organism in Eukaryota, Metazoa, Platyhelminthes, Trematoda, Plagiorchiida, Echinostomatidae. The record is from the annotation of a GenBank genome assembly.
AUGUGGCUGGCAUUGGGGAUCGUUUCUCCUGUCAGUGUGAUCGUCGUGGCCCACACCUCGGUGAUUGUUUACAUAUAUCGUCACUGGAAAUUAAGUGACGCAAAUAAGAAAGCGCAGAUGAGCACCAGUGAGGAGCAAUUGUGGAGAAUGCGGAAACGGAUGAAAGAAAUUGCUUUGAGCACUGCGGCCGUGGCUGGUACCCUACUGAUUUGCAACGCGUUUGAUAUAACAACUUACGUGCUACAAUCUGCGGGUUUAUACAAAUACAUAAACCUGUCGCUUUCUCAACAAGCUGGGGUGGUACCGAUCAUCAUGUCCAGUUGUAUUGUUCCGUGCAUUCUCGUUGCCAGUAUCAAAUCUUUGAGACGCUACUUUCGUAAGAAUAUCGUUUUCGGUUUAUUGCGAAAGUUGCGCUUGAUUCGAAUGGGCACGACAACACCAAGUCAGUCAAGAACCGAAGGAGAUUCGACCACUGUGACCAAUGUGAACCGUAACACUCGCUGA